This is a messenger RNA of Siniperca chuatsi (mandarin fish), 4967 nucleotides long. It is a transcript of the gene ccdc69, whose product is annotated as coiled-coil domain containing 69. Bases 144 to 1055 code for a protein of 303 amino acids. Gene Ontology annotation, cellular component: cytoplasm; nucleus. The record is from RefSeq and is a predicted model, not a curated record. The transcript has 9 exons. Gene Ontology annotation, molecular function: microtubule binding. Lineage: Eukaryota; Metazoa; Chordata; Actinopteri; Centrarchiformes; Sinipercidae.
UUUUUUUUUUUUUUUUUUUUUUAACGGAGUGUUUGAAAGUUGUCAACAGAGGGAGGAAGACGACGACGAAGCAGCAGCAGCAGAAGAAGAAGAGGAAGGAGGAGAGCGGCUUCAAACCGACAGCAGAGCUCGGAGGAGGAGGAAUGGGCUGCAGCCACAGCAAGAAGAAAAGCAAAGGCAAGAAGGGCGAGAAGAACCAGAAAGACAACAGCUGCCGAGAUGAAGGAGGUAAACGGACUUCAGGUGAGCAGGAUGUCUGCCUGGAGAAGCAGCUGGAGCGGUUUGAGUGGCAGCUGAGGAUUUUGAAGGAAGUUCUCUCAGCCAAUGGGAACCCGGAGAGGGCGGAGCUACUGAAAGACCACGCCGAUGAAGAAGUGUGCGCCCUCGUCCUGGGCAUCCUCGAUAAGGUGAAAACGGAGACGACGGCUGAUUUGAACGUCCUGCACGAGCAGAAAAGUAAAACUGCAACUGAAGAACACGAGAGAAACCUGGAAGAGCUGCAGAAGAGACACGAACAGGAGAAAACUCAGCUGACAGAAACGUUUCAGGCUGCCGAGGACGUCCUGAAGAGUAAAGUGGAGGAGCUGAACGCAGAGCUGCAGGUUUACAACGAGCUGAAGAGGAGAGUCGAAGAAUCGACGUUUAAAAAGGACCUGCAGAGAAAUAUUCAGGCCCAUGGCAGCCCAGGUGCAUUCUGGGAGUCUGAGCAGGAGUCUCUGCUGUUUGUGAUCGAGAUGAAGAGUGAGCGCGUGCAGGAGCAGAGCAGGAAGCUGCAGCAGAUGGACGCUCUGAUGGAGAAGAAUUUGGCUUUGGAGGAUCAGAUCAUCCACAUCCUGCAGCAGAACGAGGAUCUGAGAGUCCGAAUAGACAACUGCCAGACUCUCAUCCAGCAGUUAUCGAAGGAGCAGCAGGACCUGAAGGUGGCGCUGGAGAGGCAGGCAGUGAUCAACCAGAAGCUUUCUCAGGAAAAAGAGCAGCUGAUGUUCAAGCUGAGACACAGAGACUCGUGUCCGACCAUCCACCUGCCCACCAUGGUGCAGGAGAUCGCACCCUGAUGACUCUGAUCACGCGGAUCCUGUGUCCCUCGAUGUAGAUAGAAACCAGACUCUGUGUUUGACUGCUCAGCGUCCCGUAAUUAUUCACAAGGUAACAUGCAGUCUGCCGGGUUUCCCGGGCUUAAAAGCUGCUCGUCCUACCGACCACCCGGCCGCGACGGAGAGCGACGAGUAGCGUCGUCGCAACUCUGCUGCUCUGGGUUCAGGUUUCAGGGCUUGGAGCUGGAUCCUGUCUACGUCAAAGCCUAACAACACACAACUGAAUAUUUCCUGCUCGAACUGCAACUCCACUGGUAAACGUUCCUACGCGAGCGUGCAGGUGAACAGGUUUCCAACCGAACAACAAGGACUUCAAAAUGAUUCUGGACCCACUACAGUCCCCGAAGUAGCACUGCUACAUGGACUUUAAGCUGCAUCCUGUGUGUACAUACUGUAUUGAGCCUCAGACUAUCCCGGGUUAAGGCGCGGCCACAAUGAUCUGUUGUGUUUGUCAAUUUACUGUUAAUUCUUUUCAGAUGAGGAGUAUCCGUUUACCGACAGAUUAUUGUGCGUUAUGACGGUUAAAUGAUUUUGGAAACUGAGAUACCUUUCCUCGUCAGUUUUUUUUUUCCCGUAAAAUCAAUCAAGUCAGAGGAAUUAUAAAACAAAGAAAGAUGGACAGAUCAGUGUGGCGGCAACCUAAAUGCUUGGUCACACCAGAAAGUCGCAUAGCAAAGUCAUUUGCCCAUCCUUGCGAAAUAGCUUGGUGACGUAGUGACUACUUGUGGGGAUAGUUGGCUAGCUACUGUGGCUUGUGAGCUAACUGGUAAAAUGCUAGCUAGCUAGCUAGCUAGCUGGUAACAUAAAAGCAACAAGACUGAAUACUUUCCUGUUUGUUUCCUGAACCUACACUUGUAAUUUGUUCUCAUGUUAAUGUGCUUCAAAACUAGCCAGCUACAAUAGCCUGCCAAGCUAGCUGGCUUGCUAACUGCCAGUUAGCUAUUUAGCUGGGAAGCAAACUAGAAAACAAGUUAGCAUCGUCGUUUCGAGAAACAUAUUUCUACCAUCUGCUUUUAUGUCGUGACUGACUGCAGACCAUGCUGCAUCUCGAAUAAUACGAUAUCUUUAGCGCCUCCUCGUUUGUUUUUUACGGUUCUCUCCAUUGGACUUUCUGGCUCUCUGUUCGCUCGAAUGUCAGCCCUGUCAACACUCGCACGUCGGAGUUUGUUUGAAGUUCACUAAAGUUGAGCUCUACGUGAAAACUCUGUAUUUACGUCACCUUUAUGCAGACUUACUUUGCCUCUGUGAACAGAUCCAGUAAUCGCAGCGAUAAUUUUGCUGUUUAUAGCACCUUACAGUUCUACGAUCCACCUGUUCGCUGAAGUGCCUGACACUCGUAUAAUGACUGAUCAUGUUGACGUGAAGCUGGAGCUUCUGAUUUUCUGGUUCCCAACCUCAAAACUCUUGAGGGUUCAAACUGGAUGAUGGCUACCAGCCGCCCACUCCACGACCUUGGCUGUGUCGACUCCACGGAGGAAGCCAGACUUGUCCGAAACGCCUCGCUUCCUGCAGGGUAACGCCACAGUCUUCUGCUGUCGGACGCUGAGCAGCUCCACGGGGGACUCUGAGAUUAAGUGCCUUGCUCAGUGGCGCACAUAUGGAAGUUAAGAGGGAACGGAGAGCGUUACUGAUCAGGUUUUCCCAUAAACUGACUGUCCUGAAGUUGUACAGCCAGCAGCGAAGCGUCAAGAAGCACUUGAGUUGAUUUUGUGUUCUGCUUCAUCUUGGAUGUCCGUUAGAGGCACUAAGGGUUCUUCCAAGAACUACUCGUGUUAAAGAAAGAGGAUUUCUUUAAGCAAGCUUCAAGUGUUCCUAACCGUUGCAAUCUUAAGAUCCCCCUAAAGGUAUUACAGGUCUCCACGAGGCGGCGUGUCCACUGGAGGUUGUUGUAAGGAGGACUAUAAGGAGUCACAAGCGGCUUAGAGAUCCUCAAAAUCAAACGUGACCUUUAGUGAUUCAUCGAGGACCCUCUCAGGUUUCCCUCUGAUUUCUGAUUGCAAACUAGGUCUUGCUCAAAAUACUCAUAAAUUCAAUCUGUAUACCUGGACGUCCUGCUAGAAAGUUGCAGUGAGUAUGCAAACCCUGUGGAUUCACGGACCUGUCAACGCUAAACGAAGCCGGACCGUAACGCUCCCCCAGCAGAUUUAAACCUUAUCAACUGUGAUUUUUCUACUCCUGUUCAAACCUGAUGCCAAAUGUUUUGUCUUUUAUUGUAGUCGGUUUGUGUUUACUCCUUUUUGCUUUUACUCCUUUUCUGUUAGCGUGCCUUGCUUUAGGUUUUUCAUUGGUGUCGCGACUUCCUCACAAAAGCCUCUUGAUGUUAUUGGUUGCUGAAGUCAUCUGGCACCUUUUUAAUGUAGAGCUCUGUUCAUUGCUGCUGUUGGGGGAAGACGCCACUUCAGUGUCAGUGUGUUUAUACGUAUAUAUCUCUAUCAGGAGUUGAAAAAACAAACCACACUGAGCUCUUUUGGGGUUUUAAAAGUGUUUUAUGAGCCUCAGAAUCAAAACAUUAUCUCAACACGCAAUGGGCUGUUUUUUAGUUUUAGUCAGUAAAAAAAACGACAACUAGCUAAAUGAAUCUUAGUGUUUUAGCAUGCUAACAUCUUGGCUCAAGGGGUGCCAGUUUAAGUUGGUCCAGAGCGAAACCGCAUGAUAACUUGUGGAUUUGGGUUGCCUUUAAAUUUGUUACCAAACUUUCUUUCUCCACAGGAGAUGAAUCCUCGCAAUUUUGUUGAUCCCCUGACUUUUCAUCUAUCGCUCCAAGCAGGUUUUUUUUAUCACCCAAUGCUUCAGUACAUACCUGUAGAACAAAUGACAGAGUCCCUGUGAGCUUUCCUGUACUUUGAGAUUAAUGCUAACACGCCAUGCUAACAUGCUAAUGUCAGAAUUCCAACUUGCUAAAAUACUAUGUUACCAUACACAGUGGAAACAUGUUAUAUGCUAAAUGUGAGCUUGUUACAUGCUAACUGGUAGUAUAUUAACAUGGCAAAAAAAGCGAAAUUCAUCCAUGCAUCCUCGCAAAAUACCUGUAGGUGACACUGGGGUUUGGGGUUUGGUGACAUAGUUAGCUCUUGGGGGGCUAGUUGGCAGGCUACUGUGGCUGGAGAGCUAACUAAUUAUGUGCUAGCUAGCUGGUAACAUGCUGGCACUAGCAAGCCAAAGUAGCUCACAAAGUUAGCUGGGUUGCUACCAGUUAGCCAAGUACCAGUUAACAAGCUAAACAGACAGGGACAUACUGUGUUGGUACCAUGAACUCCUGUCGCAGGGUUGUAUAAAAUGAUAUGAUGCCACUCCGCUAAUGUGAUAGCUUCCGCCAUUUUGGACUAUUCAGCUCUCAGUUCCCUCAAAGGUCAGCACUGCUGAAACACUUAGCAACUAGCCGUUAACAGCUGUGUUUACUGUCGUAGAGGUUUCCAUUGUCUAAUGUUUAAAGCUUGUUUUAAGUUUUACAUCAAGAACUACUUGAUAAACAAUCGCAGCACAAUGAUCACUGUAUACGUCUUUUCUUUAAAAAGCUUGAUAACUGUCAGUUUGGGAUGUAUUGUGUUUUUUAAAGAUGUGAAAAAUAUGGCCAUGUUGUCCAGUUUAGUAAUUUUUCUUUUUGUUAACGUGACGAUGGAUUUAUGGGAUGUGACCUUCGUAUUGCCAAAAAAAAAAAAAACUUUUGUCAGUGUUUUGACAAUUUCUUCUCCUUAUGCACCAGCACUUUGACCAGUAUUUUACCAGGAGUUUGUAUAAGAGAGAUUUCCCCAUGUUGUAUAGUCAGAAUUUUCUUGGCUUCUUGCGUGUAAACACGUUUAAUCUUUUCUUCGUUGGAUUUCCUUUUUGAUUUUUUUGGGCUUGACUAAAUAAAAAAGCUGCAACUAAAACUGA